GCUGGGCUGGUCCUCGCGCUUCGUGUUGGACUUAACGAUCAACGUUUGUGCGUUUAAAGUAAAUGAACGUGUCGAAUAGCGGACUGUCUGAACAGUUUGACCCGUUUUAGGAAACUGUUCAGACACGUUAACCCGGCUCUCGACUCCGUUAGCUUUCACACACACAUAACUGAAGCGUGCAGGUGCAGCCAGAGAGCUAACUAGCAUUAGCUCGCUGCGGCAGCUAGGUUAGUUAGCUAGCACCUGAGCUAACACAGCAGAAUGGAUCUCUUUGACGACCUGCCGGAGCCCACACAGACCCCCGCUCCAGUUUCUGCAGCUCAGCCACCGUCCACCACAGAGGAAGAGGAGGAGGAAGAGGAGGAGAGAACAUUCAAACGAAAACGAGACGAUGCGGAGUGUCGCUCGGAGGAAAAGGAGGAGGAGAUCAAGAAAGUUUGUAGAGAAGGUCUCCCCGUGCUGAGGGGCUACGUGGCGGCGAGGCGUGGCGAGCGCGAGGAGAUGCAGGACGCUCACGUGCUGCUGACGGACAUGAGCAGCUGUCUGUCCGCGCUGCCGGCACAAGUGUCUCAGGUUUCGUACUUCGCGGUGUUCGACGGUCACGGAGGAGCUCGAGCUUCUCGAUUCGCUGCAGAGAAUCUUCACCACAAUCUGGCCAAGAAGUUCCCCGGCGGAGAAACAGAGAACGUGGACAAGCUGAUCAAAAAAUGUCUCCUGGACACUUUCCGGCAGACAGACGAAGACUUUCUGAAGAAAGCUUCCAGCCAGAAGCCGGCAUGGAAGGACGGAUCCACGGCCACCUGCCUGCUGGUGGUGGACGACAUGGUGUACGUGGCCAAUCUGGGAGACAGCAGGGCGGUGCUGUGUCGGAUGGAGGUGUCAGGAGGAGCAGGGGGUCAGAGGAGGUCGGUGACUCUGGCUCUCAGCAGAGAACACAACCCGACCAUCUACGAGGAGAGGAUGAGGAUCCAGAGAGCAGGAGGCACCGUCAGGGACGGCAGGGUGCUGGGUGUCCUCGAGGUGUCUCGUUCUAUUGGAGACGGUCAGUACAAACGCUGUGGAGUCAUUUCAACCCCCGACCUGAGGAAGUGUCAGCUCACAGCCAAUGACAGGUUUAUCAUCCUGGCCUGCGACGGGCUGUUCAAAGUGUUUUCUGCUGAUGAAGCUGUGAAGUUCGUCCUCGGCGUCCUGCAGGAGGGCAGCGUGGAGCCGAGGCCGGGGCUGACGGAGGAGGAGCUCAGGUUCGAAGCUGCUUGCCAACAGUUGGCCAGUGAGGCGGUGAGGCGGGGCUGUGCCGACAAUGUCACUGUGAUCCUGGUUUCUAUUGGCUUCUGAAAACACGCACACACACACACACACACACACACACUCUGGACCUGGCUGAGCUGAGCGUCUCCUCGUUGUCUCGUCUGUU
Chelmon rostratus (copperband butterflyfish) is the source of this 1414-nucleotide messenger RNA. RefSeq names its product integrin-linked kinase-associated serine/threonine phosphatase (gene ilkap). Gene Ontology annotation, biological process: protein dephosphorylation. Lineage: Eukaryota; Metazoa; Chordata; Actinopteri; Chaetodontiformes; Chaetodontidae. Gene Ontology annotation, molecular function: cation binding; protein serine/threonine phosphatase activity. The record is from RefSeq and is a predicted model, not a curated record. The transcript has 10 exons. The coding region runs from base 262 to 1335 and encodes 357 amino acids.